ACAAGGUUCGUCAAACCCAGUGUUUUGCGAGAUCCAGCUCCGAAAAGAUGUCACACAACGUUCAAUUUCCACACGGCCAGCCGCUACCUAUCAAUCCCCACGAAGGGGCCAUAUCAAACACCGUUUUUCCACCGGAUAUGAACCCUAACUACCCACACCGAGUGCUGCCGGGUACCACCGGGAUCGAACACUAUCCUCCAGGUAGCCUCCCACCCCCUCCAGGAGGAUAUCAUCCACCGGGACACUAUCCACCACCACAUCUGAUGCCUCCAGUGCUGGACGGUUCCUAUCCUCCGCAUUACCCGCCAGUGCAGCACUAUCCUCCUCUACCCGACGGUUAUCCGACGCCCUAUGGUAGACCAACUCUGUGCUCGCUACCCCCGCCACCGGGAAAUAUGAAGGCGAAGAAGUGAAAAUAUUUACAAGGAUUCAUCUGUCCCGUCUAAACGCAGUGUGAUCGAAGGGAGGUAUUCUGUUUGAAAUGUAAACAGGAAAAAUGAAAUGAUAAAAUUUCAAUAAAGAUGUUUAGUUUGAAAAAUAA
Messenger RNA from Toxorhynchites rutilus septentrionalis, 541 nucleotides. RefSeq lists its product as uncharacterized. The record is from RefSeq and is a predicted model, not a curated record. The coding region runs from base 48 to 413 and encodes 121 amino acids. The transcript has a single exon. Lineage: Eukaryota; Metazoa; Arthropoda; Insecta; Diptera; Culicidae.